This is a messenger RNA of Fomitopsis serialis, 1074 nucleotides long. RefSeq lists its product as uncharacterized. The coding region runs from base 1 to 1074 and encodes 357 amino acids. The record is from RefSeq and is a predicted model, not a curated record. The transcript has 2 exons. NCBI's taxonomy places the organism in Eukaryota, Fungi, Basidiomycota, Agaricomycetes, Polyporales, Fomitopsidaceae. Gene Ontology annotation, molecular function: protein binding.
AUGUCCGAGCCAUCGACAGCGGGAUCAGAGCCAUCGAGCGCGGCCGUGGACGGACCGGCGCAGACACAGGAGGCCGCCGCGCUCGUACGCGAUGAGGAGAUAUGGUUCUCGGACGGAAAUGUGGUGCUCGAGGCGCAAGGACGCGUCUUCAGAGUCUACCAGGGGUUGCUUUCUCGCGACUCCGAGGUGUUUCGUGACCUGUUCACGAUCCCCCAACCGUCGUCUGAAGAGACCUACGAUGGAUGCGCUGUCGUGCACCUUAUGGACCAUCCCGAAGAGCUGCGUCAUCUCCUGAGAGUCAUCUUCGACGGGAAGAGGUACUAUCAUUCCAACCACCAACUCGACUUCUCGAUCGUUGCUGCCCUUGUCCGACUGUCCAACAAAUAUCAAGUCGACUACGUGCGCGAUAUUUACCUCUCAAGGAUGACGUCGUGCUUUUGCACCGAUCUCAAGACCUGGGACGCAGUACGCAGUAAACAUGGCAGUUCUGUCAUGAACUUCAGCGACAAAGACGCCAUCGCUGCGGUCAAUAUCGUACGACUUACCGGAGCCAGCUCAAUGCUGCCCAGCGCCAUGUAUCUCUGCUGCCAGCUUGACACGGAGUUGCUCCUUCAAGGUUCCCCUCGCCUCGACGGUACUCUCGAGUGCCUGAGCUUACAGGACCUCGCGGCAUGCAUUAAUGCUCGCUCAUCACUAGUCCGGGUAGCCAUUUCCUCGUCCUUGGAUGUGCUUGACCCUUCCAAGCCAUCGCUGCAAUGCGACAACAUGCGAUGCCGACGCACCGUCGAGUCCAUGCGCCGCCGCAUUCUGGAUGGUGGCUCGCCGGCCCGGGGGCUUGCGCCUUCGGACGUCCUGAUAUCCGAAGUGCCGAACAUCCGCAACGCGCAAAGGCUACACUUCACGGGUUCUGACCUGUGUCAAAACUGUGGGGACGUAUUGUGUUCAGCUGAGCAGUGUAGGCGCAAUCAGUUCUGGGAAGGUCUUCCGAAGCAUCUGUCCGUCGGUAUUGCGAUACCAGCGGACUGGCCUCAUGCCCAGAACCCUCCAAGUUCAUCAUAUGUAUCUUCCAUCUAG